ACUUCGCAUUCGAUCUACCUGCCACAAUGUCUCUCCUUGGAAAGAAGUUCCCCGGCGCCAUGGCCAAGCCUUUGACUCCCUUCUUCGCUGCCGGCCUCAUUGUUCUCUACGGCGUCAACUCUCUCCAGAACGCUCUGUCCAACACCGCCGAGUUCAAGAGCGACCCCCGCAACCCCAACGCUAAGCCCGCUGGCAAGGCCGACCACUAAAUUC
Molecule: messenger RNA, 213 nt
Organism: Penicillium nucicola
Lineage: Eukaryota; Fungi; Ascomycota; Eurotiomycetes; Eurotiales; Aspergillaceae
Product: F1F0 ATP synthase subunit i
Exons: 4
Coding region: 27-209 (60 amino acids)
Biological process (GO): proton motive force-driven ATP synthesis
Molecular function (GO): proton transmembrane transporter activity
Source: RefSeq, a predicted model, not a curated record